Molecule: messenger RNA, 2415 nt
Organism: Fragaria vesca subsp. vesca
Lineage: Eukaryota; Viridiplantae; Streptophyta; Magnoliopsida; Rosales; Rosaceae
Product: SWI/SNF complex component SNF12 homolog
Exons: 3
Coding region: 376-2049 (557 amino acids)
Biological process (GO): regulation of transcription by RNA polymerase II
Cellular component (GO): SWI/SNF complex; nucleus
Source: RefSeq, a predicted model, not a curated record
GAAAAGGAAAGUAGGAGAAGAAAGAAAAAAAAGAGAGCGAAAUCAAAACAAAGCAGGAGCUGCUGCUGCUGGCUCACUGGUAUAUCAGGUGGAGGCCAACCAAACCCAAGGGCUUUGGCGUCUUGACUUGUUUCUGCUACGCUGGUUUUGUGGAGUGAACAGUUGUGUCCUGCGAAAUUUGGGGAUUUUACGGAUUUGGGUUUUCGGGCUGCUUGGGAAUGGCUAUUUGAUUUGAGGUUGUGUUUCGACUAAUCUAUAUUUGCUGGGUUUAAGCUCACAGUGAGACUGGUGUGCUCUGGUUUGUGGAACAGUUCUGUGAGGCGGUGUGUGGAAUAGUACUUGAGUUUUGGAGUGUUUGUGUAGACAGUGGCAGCAAUGUCGAUGAAUAAUAAUAACCCACCUAAGAAUCUUGGAGCGUCUUCGUCGCCCUUUAGAAAUUCCGGGAUGGUGCCCCCAUCUAUGUCUGCAAACCCUUCAUUUCCGCAACAGGCUCAAGCACAACUUGGGGCUGGUUUUCAAGCACAAUUUCAGCUCUCCCAAGCACAGGCGAUUGCGCAGGCUCAGUCAAAAGCACAAGCUCAAGCACAUGCCCAUGCCCAAGCCCAAGCACAGGCUCAAGCGCAAGCACAUGCCCAAGCUCAGGCUCAAGCAGCUCACGCUCAAUUCCAGGCUCAGUUACAGGCUCAGGCGAUGUCGCUGAACCAGAACCAAGCAGGUUCCAUGGGGAAUUCACCCUCAUAUUCUACGCCCGGAAGUGGAAGUGUGAAGCGCUUCCCUCAGAAACCUCCAGUGCGCCCUCCUGGUCUUUCUCCUACAAACAUGAUCUCACCCAUUAGAACCAUGGACCUGUCAGCUGCUAAUCGUAAAAAGAAGCAGAAGCUUCCCGAAAAACAGCUACAGGACAAAGUAGCCUCCAUAUUGCCUGAGUCUGCUCUAUACACCCAGCUUCUUGAGUUUGAGGCUCGUGUCGAUGCUGCGCUUACAAGAAAGAAAGUUGAUAUCCAAGAGGCUCUGAAGAGCCCCCCUUCUAUUCAGAAAACACUUCGCAUUUAUGUUUUUAACACCUUUGCCAAUCAGGUUCGUUCAAUUCCACAGAAACCAAAUGCUGAUCCCCCUACUUGGACACUUAAGAUAGUUGGAAGGAUCUUGGAAGAUGGGGUUGACCCUGAUCAGCCUGGGGUGGUCCAGAAAUCAAAUCCCUUUUACCCAAAGUUUUCAUCUUUCUUCAAGAGAGUAACCAUUUCUUUGGACCAGAGGCUAUAUCCUGAUAAUCAUAUCAUUAACUGGGAAAAUGCAAGGUCACCUGCACCACAUGAGGGAUUUGAGGUGAAGAGAAAAGGGGACAAAGAGUUUACUGUGAAUAUACGCUUGGAAAUGAAUUAUGCGCCUGAGAAGUUUAAGCUUUCACAACCUUUGAUGGAAGUUCUUGGUAUUGAGGUGGAAACUCGUCCAAGAAUAAUAGCUUCAAUCUGGCACUAUGUGAAGGCUAGGAAAUUGCAGAACCCAAAUGACCCCUCUUUCUUUAACUGUGAUCCACCACUUCAAAGAGUGUUCGGAGAGGAAAAAAUGAAAUUUACUAUGGUGUCCCAGAAGAUAUCUCAGCAUCUGUUUCCGCCACAACCUAUACAUUUGGAGCAUAAGAUGAGGCUUUCUGGUAAUAGUCCAGCUGGAACAGCAUGUUAUGAUGUGUUGGUAGAUGUGCCUUUUCCAAUUCAAAGGGAAUUAUCUGCUCUAAUGGCCAACUCAGAGAAAAACAAAGAAAUUGAUGCAUGUGAUGAAGCGAUAUGUGGAGCUAUCAGAAAAAUCCAUGAGCAUCGUCGCAGGCGAGCUUUUUUCCUUGGAUUUAGUCAGUCACCUGUUGAAUUCAUCAAUGCGCUGAUUGAAUCUCAAAGCAAAGAUUUAAAGCUUGUAGCUGGAGUAGCGAGUCGUAGUGCUGAGAAAGAGCGCCGGUCAGAUUUCUUCCAUCAACCUUGGGUUGAAGAUGCUGUUAUCCGCUAUUUGAACCGGAAGCCAGUUGCAGGAAGUGAUGCUCCUCCUGGAAGCACAUGAGCCAACUGUUGAAUCUUCAUGUGGUGCCAUGCUUUGGUAUUCUUUGGCAGCAGUUAGACUUCCCAGAAUAUGUAGGACAUUAUACAAUUGCUUUUCUUUGUAGGGUGGGGAGGAUGCUGCUGCAUACUAUAUAGCUUGUUUAACCAUUAAUUUUCCAUGUAUUUGAUCUACUGCUGAUUAUGCUUAAUGUAAUGUAAUUUAUGCUCCAUUAGCAACUGAAAAAAUAAUAUUUGCUGCUUUAGAAUCCAUUUUACGUUUCUUGCUGAGUUGACAUGUCUGAGUGUCAGGUAUUGCCUCUGGAUGUAAAAUCAAUUUGGCAUCAGGGAGUAUUUGCAAAAUUCUGUUUGGGCAUAUCAUACCCUAGUU